UAUUGCUAGAUCAAUUAUUUAACGGCAAAAUCCAACCUGUAUAAAUAAGCAGCCGGCCGGUGGGCUUGUCAUCAGUCAGUUGUUGGGCUUUCCUCCGAUCACAUAGCCUACUCUCCAGUGCUCACAUUUUCACGGAUUACACUUUUCCUCCAACAUUUUCAUCAUGACGUCACUCAAGUCGAUGAUUGUGCUGAUCGCCGUGAUAAACAGCUGUUUAGCAGUGGAAUACCAACACCAGGCACCUGCUGGCCACCACUACGAAGAAGAGAAAUACGAGGACGCGCCAGCCAAGUACCACUUCAAGUACGCCGUCAAGGAUGAGCACACCGGAGACAUCAAGGAGCAGGAGGAGACCAGGGACGGCGACGUGGUCAAGGGAUACUACAGCCUGCAUGAGGCUGACGGAACCAAGCGAUUGGUCGAGUACACCGCUGACCACAAGUCAGGAUUCAACGCAAUCGUCCACAGGGAGGGAGAGCCCAAAUACCCCGAGCCCAAGAAGUACGAGGCACACAAGUACGAAGCACCUCAACACUACGAAGCCCCCAAGUUCGAAUACAAAUACGAGGCACCCAAAUACGAAGCCCCCAAGUACGAAGCACCCAAGGUUGAAUACAAAUAUGAGGCUCCCAAAUACGAAGCCCCCAAGUACGAAGCACCCAAGGUUGAAUACAAAUAUGAGGCUCCCAAAUACGAAGCUCCCAAGUACGAAGCUCCCAAGGUAGAGUACAAAUAUGAAGCUCCCAAAUACGAAGCCCCCAAGUUCGAGCCCAAGAAGUACGAGUACAAAUACGAGGCCCCCAAGUACGAGACACCCAAGUUCGAAUACAAAUACGAAGCACCCAAAUACGAAGCACCCAAGGUUCAGGAGUACAAAUACGAAGCCCCCAAGUACGAGGCACCCAAAUUCGAAUACAAAUACGAAGCUCCCAAGUACGAGGCCCCCAAGAAGUAUGAGUACAAAUAUGAGGCACCAAAAUACGAAGCACCCGUAUACAAAUACGAAGCUCCCAAAUACGAAGCUCCCAAGUACGAAGCACCAAAGUACAAAUACGAAGCCCCCAAAUACGAGGCUCCCAAGUACGAACAGAAGCACUACUACUAGAUAGAACAAACAAAUUUAGGUAGAAUAUAUAAUUAUUUGUAAUUCAUCUCAUCGCCGCUCAGGCAAACUUAGUCAUCCUUCAUUGAUCACUUCGUCCAAGUCACCAUAUUGUACAAAAUUUGUAAAUCAUUUUUAUACUUUUUAUAAUAAAACAUUAGAAAAAUAAAUCGUGUGUCUUUC
This is a messenger RNA of Nilaparvata lugens (brown planthopper), 1285 nucleotides long. Its product is annotated as cuticle protein 8. The transcript has 2 exons. NCBI's taxonomy places the organism in Eukaryota, Metazoa, Arthropoda, Insecta, Hemiptera, Delphacidae. Gene Ontology annotation, cellular component: extracellular matrix. Bases 164 to 1105 code for a protein of 313 amino acids. The record is from RefSeq and is a predicted model, not a curated record.